Messenger RNA from Physcomitrium patens, 1885 nucleotides. RefSeq lists its product as uncharacterized. Lineage: Eukaryota; Viridiplantae; Streptophyta; Bryopsida; Funariales; Funariaceae. The record is from RefSeq and is a predicted model, not a curated record.
GCGUGUUUGUGUUUUGCUGGGUUGCCACUUUGCAACUGCUGUUGCAGCUCCAUUAGCUUGGCCAUGGCACUCUCCUCCACGCUUCUUCGGUCCUGGACCUUUGCCACUGCUGCAUUGGGUAUCUCUCGAAGUAUCAGACCGUCUUGGAGAGGUGGAGCUGCUCGGUUAGUUUGUAGUAGUGAAGGAAUGCAGAGCGUGAGCACAGAAUCGGGUGGACAGCAAGCAGUGAAGCAAGCCAUGUUCAAGGACGCCUCACAUUUGAUUGCCGUGAAUCCUCCGCGGUUGAAUUACGGCGUGUGCGUCUCCGAUCUCGAUGGAGAUGGCGAGUUUGAGCUUUUUGUCUGUGGCUUUGGGUUUCAGAAUCAAGUAUUGAAGUGGAAUGGCAACGAAUUGGUGGACAUUGCUGUUGGGACUCCUCUCGAAGAUCCAGAAACCAAGUCCAUUGGUGUGGCUGCCGCGGAUUUUGAUGCCGAUGGUCGUGAAGAGUUAUAUGUCCUAAACACGGACACAUUUCUCGGGCGCAAGAAGGUCACAGAUCGCUUGUUUGAUUCUCAGAGUGAACAAUGGGUAGAUCUCUUCUCUCUACCUAGAAACAUGGACGAAUCGAACAUGUGUGCUGGGCGAUCUGUGUGUGCCGUAGAUCGCCUUGGCAAUGGAAAGUACUCAUUCUUCGUAGCAAAUUAUGGGGGUUUGAUGAAGAUGUUUGAGAUGACUGAAGAAGGCUUUGUAGCCGAUGUUGCUUCAGAAGUAGGGCUGGCGACGUACCCAACUGGUGGGAGAGCGCUUGUAUCUUUACCUCUGAUUUCACAUUCGUCAAUGGAUAUCUUUGCUGGCAACGAGGGGGGUCCAAACUUUUUAUUCAUCAACAAAGGAGAUGACAGUGGGCGAUUUGUUGAGUGCGCCUCUGCAUAUGGGCUGAUGGACGCAUUAGAAAAUUGUCGAGGCGUUGCAGUAGUUGAUGCUAUGGGCGAUGGUCAAUUAGGACUGGCGUGUGGGAACUGGCAGGGGUCUCACAGGCUAUUUUCCGUAUCUGGACCUGGACCAAUAGGAGGCGCAAAAGCACUGGGAUUCAAAGACGGUGAUGUUGGAGGCUUUAAGGACGUGGCUCCACCAGCAAUGGCUCGACCCUCUGCGAUACGUACCGUCAUUGCUGCUGACUUCGAUAACGAUGGCUACGAGGAACUUUUCUUCAACAAUAUUGGCGAUGCCAACCGCUUGUUUAGACAGAGCGGUGCAGGCAAUUGGGUUGAGUGCGACAUUGGUGACGCUAGUGAGCCAAAAGGAUUGGGAACAGGGGCUGCGGUAGCAGAUUUUGACGGUGACGGUCGGUUGGAGCUACUUAUUUCGCAUGGAGAACUCCGCGCGCAACCUCUUUCUCUCUAUCGAUCUCCAGAGAAUGACAAUGCUUGGAUGCGUGUGAAGCCCCUCACAAAACAGGGUGCACCUGCAAGAGGAGCGACCGUAAGGCUUGUUGAUGAAUCUGGCCGAGUGCAGAAGCGAGCCAUUGAUGCAGGAAGCGGCUACUUGUGUUGCAUGGAACCGGUGGCACAUUUCGGCUUGGGUUCUUUGGCUGGACCUGUCAACUUGCAAAUCGUCUGGCCAGAUGGUGCAGAGGUAACCAUGGCAAAUGUUUCCACCCGGCAGCUAGUUACUGUGUUUCAUCCUUGAAGAAUACAACUAUUUUAAAGUCGCUUAGCUGGGACAUCACAAACAGUUCAAAUUCGCUUCUGUGCACUCAACUUCUUGCCCUUGUUGAGUUAUCUUCAGAAUGGGCAAAUUUCCUGUUCUUCAAGAUAUUUUGUGUUUGUUGCGAUAAGCACUGUCCAAGGGUGAAAAGCAUCGUGAAUAUAUUUUGUGAAUUGAUUUUUUUGCCCUUUUCCACCAA